Messenger RNA from Neurospora crassa OR74A, 2193 nucleotides. It is a transcript of the gene acon-3, whose product is annotated as Acr1. The record is from RefSeq and is a predicted model, not a curated record. Bases 1 to 2193 code for a protein of 730 amino acids. NCBI's taxonomy places the organism in Eukaryota, Fungi, Ascomycota, Sordariomycetes, Sordariales, Sordariaceae. The transcript has 3 exons. Gene Ontology annotation, cellular component: nucleus.
AUGUCGUCCCUCAAGUUCCAACAGCCUGUAUACAAGGUGUACGAGCCCGGCUAUCAUCCGCAACGGACCAUAAUAGUCGACGAGCAAAUCGACUCUCCGGAGACACUGACGAUUCGGCUAGAGGAAGAAGCAGCAGCACGUAACGGUGGGGACCUCGACGGGAACUCCCCGAAUGGUCUUCUGCCCAUGGCUGCCUACAAGACUCACCUGCAAGGGUAUGCAGAGUCCACAUACCCGCCGUACGCGUCGCAGCCAUUUGCUUCACAACAGACCGAAAAUGCCGCCUCCAUUAACCAGCUUGCCUUUGCGGCCAAUAACGCCGUAACAGGUCAAUACUUACCUCAGACGAGCUCCAACAUCACAGUCCUCUCUUGCCAUCCCGGCACUGGAACGUACGGCACAAAGGUCGCUCUCAGAGUCUCCAGUCAAUACGAUAUCCUUUCCGGGACCAUGGCAGCAUCGACACCCUACGUCUCCAUCAGCUUUGGCUCUCAAAGAUGUCCAGCGCAUGUCCAGCGAGGAUCUCCAGAUGCGAACGGCUCCUGCAUCUACGUUGUCACAGCCGAUGCGCCUGAAUUUCUGUCAACAGGAUGCCCAUCGCUCAGCAACGUGCCCCUAACUUUGCUUGUUGAGACCGCCAACGGCAGCGAAAUUGCGCGGGUACCAAACGCCGGCAUGUUCUCCUAUAGCGAUGGUCAGGGUGGAGUUGGUAGUAUUGGAGGUUCCGGUGCCGGGAGCCCGCCUGACCUGGGUAGCCCGAAAGAUCGGUCACCCUCCCACCGAGCAAGCCCACCAACACACCAUGGGCUUGAGGGGGAUUCGGCUACAACAACGUAUGGUUUCCCUCCUGGCGUCUCGCCGACACAAGCACAGACCUACGGCCACAGCACCAACAGCAUGCUUGGGGCUUACCGAAGCGGGUCCUUCUCUGAGCAGUACUCCCGGACAGGGCCAGUUCUGCGCUCACCGCACGGUUCAGGAUGGGGAUUUGGAGGACAUAUGGAGUCGAUCCGAAGCCCGGCAACCACCAUUCCUCAUACUUCCCACACAGGAUUGACCCGCACGAGUUUGUCGAGCAUCAGCUCGUCAUCUAGCGCACCGACCCUCACAAGAACAAGCACGAUUCCUCAGCAAGGGGGCUCUGGUGGACCUGGCGGCAAUGGAUACGGAUACCCUUUGUAUCAGAACAAGGCUACGCUCAACAUUGUCGGUGACCUUGGGUCGAUGGCAGAGAACUGGAGCCAGGAAGAGUUUGAGAACAAGCGAAGGAUCGUCAUGUUCGACAAGUCACAACACGGUGCCGUUCUCACCACCAGAUUCAAGCCCGUCAACGUGACGGAGAGGCCUUCAGGCGCCAUUUGCAUUAGCUGCAUCUGGUGGGCUGAGAAGCAGGAGUGCUAUGUCACAUCGGUGGAUACCAUCCAUUUGCUUGAGCAACUAGUUGCGGCGCCAAACCGAUUCUCGGUCGAGGAGAGGAACCGAAUCCGAAGGAACCUCGAAGGAUUCCGCCCCUUGACGGUCAGCAAACAAAAGCCCGACAGCGAGGAGUUCUUCAAGGUCAUCAUGCAGUUCGGUAACCCCAAGCCGAGAAACAUUGAGAAGGAUAUCAAGGUGUUUGCGUGGAAGAUCUUGGAUCAGGCGUUGAAGAAAAUCAUCUCCAAGUACAGCACUUCCCCAUCGGCCCUCAGCAUUCCCGCCGCACCAUCUGCAACUGGUCCCCUGUACGGCCUGCCACCCACACCGAGCACAGUCUCCUCUACCGACCAAUCUUCAACGGGCUACAUGUCCAGCCACCAUCUCGCCGACUCACUGGCAAGUCCACGGCCUCUUGGCGGUGCCUCCUCAUGGACGCCGUACGGGACUUCGGGCAGGCCCAUGUCGCCAUCACGACAAACCAGCUCCCCCAUGUCGGUACCCGGCCUUCGCAUCUCGACCCUUUCGGGCGUGUAUGACAACAGGGGAUCCACACAGAGCCUUUCAUCGCCGUAUGGUAUGACGAGUUCAACGCAGCAUAGCCCCCAUUCGCAUCAUGCCCACGGCAAUUACGUACAGUCCGGGGUGUCGGUAUCACAGGGGCCGCGCGCAUGGGAUUCCAGCUAUGGUGUGACGGAUAGCUAUGGCGCCGCGCAAACCAGCCAUACCCAUAGCCAGGUUUAUGGUGGCGGAGCCUAUGCGGAUGUACACCGCGCCUAA